UAAACAACAGAGAGCGCGAGUUAAAAAGCAAAACAUAAAAAAUUAAAUAAAAUAUUUAAUUAAACUGUGAAGAAUAAAAUAUGGAAAAAAAUUAAAAAAAAAAUCCACUAUGAUUCUUAUUGCGAAAAAAUAUUAAAAAAAAGCCAAAAACUAUCAUUUGAUACAUCAAAAGAAAAAACAACAACAAUCAUAGCAAAACCACACAGCUCUACAAAAACAAGUUUGCAGCAAGCGUACUUGGUAAAGGUACUGCUGAAGCUGAAACUGAAGCUGCAGCUGCUCAUUAUCAAAUUCAAGUGAAACAUGUUGUGUUUAUCUCAGCCUGUGUUAGAUGAAGUCAUGAAUACUGGUGGUUUUUGGUGGUGUAACACAUUUUGUUUGAUUUCCGCAAAACUAAAAUUCGCGCCAACUUGGUUCCGAGUCUCCAUGCCCCCGAAAAAUUAACGAUAGAAGAGCGUGUUUUCGUUUGGUCUUAUUUUUUUCAACAAUUAAAUACAAAUUAAAUCUGAAGAUCCUUAAAACUCCAUAUCGAAUUUGCUCAGUAAAACUCCUGUAAAUGAUGAUAAUGCUGCCAACAUGACAGACGCAUCCGAAUCUGAUCUACAACCGCUUUUAGCAGACAAUGUGGAUGAUGAGACAAACGGAAAUGGCGACACCAAUCACAAUAAUAACAACAAUACAAUCAACAAAAACAAAACCCGCAAGGACAUCAAUCGCAAUGAGGUGGCACAACAACAGCGUAAAUUAUCCUUUACAAGGAAAUCUCAUAAAUUCCGUUAUAUAUGGAAACGGAAACCAUUGCUUUAUCUCUUAGCAAUUGGCAUACUAAUGCUGGUAAUUAAUGCAACCUUUAAUCGGAAUAUGGGCGAUGACAAUCUCCUGCCCAGCGAGGAUGAUGUCAAUUUUCUCAGCCAUGUGCAUUCGCAUGUGCCCGGAAUGAGAGUUAUUUCGAAUUUAACAUCACUUUUAAAAACGUCACUGUUCAACAAGUCACCACUGCCAGCUAAAGCAACCACACCUAAAACCACCAAAUUAUCUCUAAAAGAAUGGAAAACUUCCAAGAUGCCGCUGCUGCUGAAGCAAAAAUCGUUAAAAAAUAAGGCAAAAUACAAAAUUUUUAAAGCAAAUGCAAAGAGCAAGAAAGACAAAGUUUUUACUAGUGAAACUAAGCCCAUAAUAAAUGCAUCUGUAUCUUUAUCUUCCAACCCCUUAAAUGCCAUGGCUGCUGCUGACCUCGACUUGGACUCUUCCCUGAAUGGAACCUUAUUGGAUGACAAUAUCAUCCUACCGCCCAAAGGCUAUCUGGUGUGGAGUGAGUUCUGUAAAAUGCCAAAUUUGGAUCCGUAUCUGCCGGAAGUUAUGAAAAACUUUCAUAGGGAAAAAUACAAGCCAUGCAAGCUUUUGGAUCCCUUGACCCGGGUUGACUUCAACGCCAUCACUCAACGUUAUACGCUAAGCAUAGUUGAAGAUGUUCUGCCUGGCUUCAGUAAGACGGGAAAAGUCGAUUGUUGUUAUCAGACCAUAACUAGAAAUGGAACCGGCGAUAAACCCGAUGAUCAUGUGAGUUUUUCCAAGUGCAUGAGCUUUGUUGGUCAAACCUCCCUUGAUCCUUCCAUAGAUAAUAUUCUGGUAAAAUGUCGAGCUGGCAAUAAACAGGUUUAUGCCAAUGGUUAUCCUUUAAUGCCAGAACGUAAGGAAAUACGUGAACGCUUAAAUAUGUGGAAGAAAUACGACGAUGAUUUGGGAGCAACCGAUAAAACGCCCAGUGUCCUUAUGAUUGGCAUUGACAGCAUAUCAAGGGUGAAUCUAAUACGAGCUAUGCCUAAGACAGCGCGCUAUUUGUAUGAGAAUGAGUGGUACGAAAUGAGCGGAUUCAAUAAGAUCGAUGACAACACCUUCCCCAAUCUAAUGGCCGUUCUCACAGGAAUGAAUCGCUCCCGAGUUAUGGACAAGUGCUCUCCCUAUAAGCUACAUGCAUUGGACAAUUGUGAUUUUAUAUGGCGCACAUAUCGCGAACAUGGCUAUGUGACAGCUUAUGCCGAAGAUGAGGCCUUCAUAAACACCUUCAAUUACAUGAAAGUGGGGUUUGUAGAGCCACCAGUUGAUUAUUAUCUAAGGCCUUUCCUCUUGGGAGCUGAAAAGCAUUUGGAGACACGUUUGAAGUCGGGAUUAAUAAGUUGUCUCGGCUAUAAACAUGCCGCCGAUUUCAUUUAUGAUUAUGCGGUGGAAUUGGCCAGACGCUAUAAAAACGAUACCUUUUUUGGCCUCUUCUGGGCCAAUACUUUUAGCCAUAAUGACAUCAGCGAUUGCACCGGCAUGGAUGAGCAUAUAAUGCAAUAUCUAAAGAAGUUCAAAGAUAUGGGCACUAUGGAGAAUACCAUAGUGAUAUUCUUCAGUGAUCAUGGCAUGCGCUUUGGGCCCAUACGUAAAACAUAUUCCGGCCAUUUGGAAGAAAGACUGCCAUUUGUAUUUCUCUGGCUGCCAACUAGGUUAAGGCAAAAAUAUCCAAAUUUCGUUAAUGCUCUGAAUGUCAACAAGAAUCGUCUAACCAAUCCCUAUGAUACGCACAUGACACUGAAGCACAUCUUGGAGUUGACCAGACGCGUCAAAGAUGAUAAUAAAUUGGCCAACUCGGAUGCUUGUCCCAAGUGUCAAUCUCUGCUUAAGCCAAUGCCUCAAAAUCGCUCCUGCCAGGAUGCUGCCAUUGAAGCGCAUUGGUGCACCUGCCUGCCCUAUGAGAAUAUCUAUAAAAAUUCCAAAACUGUUUUGAAUCUCACACACUUGCUCAUCGACUAUAUCAAUGAUUUUGUGGCCACCUUUCGCAAUAGGACCUUUGCCAAAUUGUGUGUGCCGCUUAAAUUCGAUAGUGUGGAUAGUGCCUAUCGAACAACACAACUGGAGACUGAUAGCGAGGGCAGGGUGAAAACCGUUGAUAUCUAUCGCGUGACCUUCUAUACCAAGCCCAAUAAGGGUCUGUUUGAAGCUACAGCAAUCUAUGAUCCAGAAACAUCUCGCAUGGAGGUUACGGGCGAAAUAAGUCGCCUUAAUACCUACAGUGGAGAUUCUGACUGUGUUACCGAUGGUGGGGCGAAAAAGUACUGCUCCUGUCGCAAAAAGAUUUUCUAGCACAAAACGCAAUUGCACAAAGUCCUAGUGCGACUGGGCAAACAAAGAAAAACUGCUAAAAACACCAAAACGUAAGAUAUAGACAACAAGUUUAGAUUAUUUUUUUUCACACUAGAUCUUAUUUUUUCUUUUUCUAACUUAACAAAAUAAUUGUAAUAAUUGUACAAAAAAAACUAGGUUUGUAUCUAAUGUUGUAUAUAUAAAUUAUUUUAUAACAAGUAAAAGCGUGCUAAUUUCGGCCGGGCCGAAUCUUAU
Molecule: messenger RNA, 3381 nt
Organism: Stomoxys calcitrans (stable fly)
Lineage: Eukaryota; Metazoa; Arthropoda; Insecta; Diptera; Muscidae
Exons: 5
Coding region: 577-3126 (849 amino acids)
Source: RefSeq, a predicted model, not a curated record